Molecule: messenger RNA, 631 nt
Organism: Scaptodrosophila lebanonensis
Lineage: Eukaryota; Metazoa; Arthropoda; Insecta; Diptera; Drosophilidae
Product: procyclic form-specific polypeptide B1-alpha
Exons: 2
Coding region: 63-446 (127 amino acids)
Source: RefSeq, a predicted model, not a curated record
UUAAUGCUGCGAUAUUGGUAUAAAAGGAGCUGCGGCCGCAACAAGCAAUCAGUCUAAAGAACAUGAAAUUUCUAGCAGCUGUAUUAUUCGCAUGCGUUGCAGUCUUUGCGCUGCUGAACAACGUCUACGGCUCUCCGGUGCCCGAGCCGGUUGCCGAGCCGGUGCCCGAACCAGCUCCGGUGCCAGUGCCAGAGCCGGUGGCAGCCCCCAACCCCGAGCCAAACCCUGUACCUGUGCCAGAACCAAACCCGAAUCCUGCCCCUGAACCCAAUCCAAAUCCUGUCGCCGAACCAGUUCCGAAUCCUCUACCACCACCGCAGAAGCCUCCGAAGGCACCAGAGGUGGCACUACCAAGAGCGCCUCUGGAUGUUAUCAUGCCAGUCAAUGUAGAUAGUCGUUCCGUCGGUGCACGUACCGCCGACGAAGAGUCGCCCGAUAAGUAUUAGAUGACAUCCAUAUGUAUCGGAGGAUCGGUGGCAGCGGCUUGAGACGUUCUGGGGAGGCCUGCGCGCACACACACACACACAACGCACACACAUAUAUUUAUGUAUAUGAAUAACCCCUAUAAUGUUUGUAUGUAUGUAUUGCUAUAUAUGUAUUCGGACAGCAUGGGCAAUUAAUAAAUUGCAUU